AUGGGGAACUUGCAUGCGGUGAAAGCCGUCAUUCUGCUGUGUGUUGUGACGCUAUGGUUCGGUGAGGAGGCGUUCGGAAUGACCUCUCAGGAAGCUGCCCAGAUAAACACACCAAGGUGGAAGCCCAUUGACGGUUCGAUGAAGUACGUGUCGGUGGGGUCCAAGGGAGUCUGGGGAGUGGACCACAACAACGCCACCUUUUAUCGCUCGGGAACGUUCGAGAAUGAAGCGUCUUCGGGCACCGACUGGGUGAACGUCGAGGGGCAGAUGAAGAAUGUCGCGUCGGGACACGCUGUCUGGGGCAUUGGAACCGAUAGCACCAUCUACACGAGACUUGGUACAAAUGCCAGUAACCCCACUGGAACAACCUGGUACCGACAUUUUGGAGGAAGCCAGAUAGACGUCAGCUCUACCGCAUAUUCAGUUUGGGGCGUCAAUCAUCAUGGCUCCACUUUUCUUCGGUUGGGGAUCACAGCAGAUACACUUAUAGAGGGGGCCUUUAGUUGGGGACUGAAGUUCGUGUCAACUGGGUCCGCGGGUGUGUGGGGGGUGAACAUGACCAACCACGUGUUCUACCGCGCGGGGACGCACGGGAACGAGGCUUCUACAGGCACCGACUGGGUUUACGUCGAGGGGAAGGAACUGAAACAGGUGUCGUCAGGAGACAACAUUGUCUGGGGAGUGGACGACGACAAUGACGUCUUCAUCAGGGAAGGAAUAAGUGCCAGCAUGCCUACUGGAACUGAAUGGCGCCUGUUGCCAGUGAAGAUG
Branchiostoma floridae (Florida lancelet) is the source of this 771-nucleotide messenger RNA. RefSeq names its product perivitellin-2 31 kDa subunit-like. The record is from RefSeq and is a predicted model, not a curated record. NCBI's taxonomy places the organism in Eukaryota, Metazoa, Chordata, Leptocardii, Amphioxiformes, Branchiostomatidae.